Messenger RNA from Penicilliopsis zonata CBS 506.65, 864 nucleotides. RefSeq lists its product as hypothetical. The coding region runs from base 1 to 864 and encodes 287 amino acids. Gene Ontology annotation, cellular component: nucleus. The record is from RefSeq and is a predicted model, not a curated record. The transcript has a single exon. Lineage: Eukaryota; Fungi; Ascomycota; Eurotiomycetes; Eurotiales; Aspergillaceae.
AUGUCGCAAGUGUGCGCUUCGUCUUCUAAAUUAGCGCUUUCCUCGAUGUUGCGCAAUGUAUUCUAUGCACAGAUUGCAUCCAGUCAACCCUCCUACAUAAGACUUCUUGCUUUACAAAACACGUCUUCCAAUUCCGGCAGAGGUCGCAGGAAUACACGGGCUUUUUCGUCAUCGCAAAGAAUACCUUUCUCGAACGGGUCGAAGCCUCUUGCCACGAGCCACACUCAACAGCAGUUAUCAGAAACUACUGGAGAGGCAGCCACUUCUUCCUACGUUGACUUGACGGGCUCAGAACAACCACACAGUGAGGAGACUGGUGAUGUGUCGACUCAGCCGGUGUCUGUCGCACAUCAAUCGGCUGGAAAAGUCAAGCCGAGCAAACGAAAAGAUCGCCAACGUCAAGAUGUAACAAAAUCUGCCGGGGCUCCGAACAGAAACUCGAACAACGCAAAUUUGCCAAAGAAAGAUCGCCAGGAAAUAAUUUUUAAUCAGAAGAAGAAGAAGAAAGAACAUUGGCAGAUACAGAAGGAAGCUCUCAAGGACAAAUUCAAGGAAGGGUGGAACCCGCCCAAAAAACUGUCUCCAGACGCUAUGGACGGGAUCAGACACCUUCACGCCACGGCUCCGAACCAAUUUACGACCGAGGCUCUGGCGGACGAGUUCAAAGUGUCGCCCGAAGCGAUCCGGCGGAUUCUGAAGAGCAAAUGGCGGCCAACGGAAGAUGAAACCAUCGAUCGCCAGAAACGGUGGCAGAAACGGUACGAUCGAAUCUGGAGCCAGAUGGCUGAGCUGGGUCUCAGACCAAGGAGAAAGCGCGCGGAUUUCGAUUCCAAAAUUCUUUACGACCGCAGCGGGAAAGAUUAG